AUGUCAUCGCCGUCUCAACCCGCGCAUUCGACCUUGGCUCCGCUCUCCUCGAGCCGAUGGCUCUUGCUCAACUCUCGCCGCAGGUCGCUCGUCCUUCCCGAGGCACAGUAA
Molecule: messenger RNA, 111 nt
Organism: Colletotrichum orchidophilum
Lineage: Eukaryota; Fungi; Ascomycota; Sordariomycetes; Glomerellales; Glomerellaceae
Exons: 1
Coding region: 1-111 (36 amino acids)
Source: RefSeq, a predicted model, not a curated record